Lentinula edodes (shiitake mushroom) is the source of this 1290-nucleotide messenger RNA. RefSeq lists its product as uncharacterized. Lineage: Eukaryota; Fungi; Basidiomycota; Agaricomycetes; Agaricales; Omphalotaceae. Bases 1 to 1290 code for a protein of 429 amino acids. The record is from RefSeq and is a predicted model, not a curated record. The transcript is spliced from 4 exons.
AUGACCACUGUCCCGUCUCCCCCUCCAGUGCCUCACCUGGAGCCUUCCAGUGCUGCCGAACCUGCCUGUCAGCGCCUGAUACCCAAAUCCCGGUUUCCGUUUUCGAUUUCUCUCCCUAAUCUUCGUGCGCCACCUUUGUCCAAGUUGAAAUGGAAAGGGAAACAGAAGGAAACCGACGUCGAACAAGAUUUGAGUGCUGCUGCUGCCGCCGAUGACGAGAACGCUGAGGACCCAUCGACUAUCAAACUUAGUGCCCCUCGUCUAACCGACGAUGAUGAAUACCAGGACAAGUACGAAUGGGCAGUGUUGUACGAAAAUCAGCGAGGGCUGACUCUAUUCUCAAUACCAUAUUAUUCAAGCAAUUCCCUCCUUCCUUCUGACCCAGCUCCAUUCACCAUGCCAAGCGCCGUCUCCCUCAAACGCGCUCACCAGCCCAGCGUCUCACUCAAAGAAUACCCUCUCCCAGACGGCAACUGGUGCUGGGUCUCCAACUCUUGGAUGGUCGAUAUGCGCUCCGACUCUGGCGAAGUUCAGCACGAUGGGUUCGAGUACAAUUGGAUAUUCCGUACACAUCAUUGGCACCCUCAGGUUGGUCCUCUGAGUGCUGCUGGAUGGGUCCGUCGACGACGCUGGGUUCGUUUGAUGAUGCGGCCGGGAAAGAAACGAAGGAUGGUGACUGAGGAAGGAGAUGGGAUGAAUGACGGUCCAACACCUACGAUCACGUCGCUUUCGCUUCGGAGUAGCUGGAAUGGAUGGGAUAAACGGUUAUCAACGACUCCCUCUUUGUUCACAAAUACUACUAGUCAGAGAGAUACGUUCUAUCUGCCGGAAGUCUGGCAAGGAAACGUCGAUGAAGAUUGGUUCAUGUGUCGAGAGCUCAUGAAAAUGGCAACAUCUGACGGUGCCAAAUUGGAACUUUGGAAACGAUGGCUUGGGCUCGCAGAGUCUACUGAUCCCUCCGAGACUAUUACCAAAGGAAAGCAAAAAGCAGAAGGUCUUGACGACGAUCAAUCAUUCGAAUGGCCUUCUGUCCCCCCUUUGGAAUACGUCAUUGCUGUUAUUCGUUCAAAGUUGACCACCAUCCUCAAAAACUUUUUCGUCUUCCCGGAAUCUCGACGUGUCUUCAUCGAAUUGUUAUUCAAGGCAGAAAUAUUCGACCGAGUUAGCGGGCUCGAGCAUAGCAUGACACUCGUCAAGGCUUUGGACUUUUGGAGCUUGAAUAGCGAGUUGGGAGAUCUGAAAUCAAUAUCUUCUAAUCACAUUCGGUCGUCAAAGAGCAUGGACGUCUAA